Messenger RNA from Triplophysa dalaica, 2404 nucleotides. Its product is annotated as zona pellucida sperm-binding protein 3-like. Gene Ontology annotation, molecular function: acrosin binding. Gene Ontology annotation, biological process: egg coat formation; positive regulation of acrosome reaction; binding of sperm to zona pellucida. The transcript is spliced from 8 exons. The record is from RefSeq and is a predicted model, not a curated record. Gene Ontology annotation, cellular component: extracellular matrix. Bases 744 to 1880 code for a protein of 378 amino acids. NCBI's taxonomy places the organism in Eukaryota, Metazoa, Chordata, Actinopteri, Cypriniformes, Nemacheilidae.
GCAUUUAAGUAUUUAUUCAUUUAUUUUUUCGUAUGUAUGGUUCACUGUAUGCUUACAUUUAUUAAUUUAGCGACGCAUCUUUUAUUUAAUUUGAUUAAUCAAUCCUUCUGGUUAAUUUGAUUUAGUGUAGCGUGACUAAAAACCAUGUAGGGUUAUAUCAUCCGUUAAGUGUCCAUGGAUUCACACUUCGAUUUUUCACCAGGAAACAGUAACAUCCGGGUACUUUGAACAUACUAAUUUCAGUAUACUAUGACUUGGGACGUACUAAUUCUAUUUACGAAUAAUAUUUAGGACGCACAGUAUGCGAACUGGGAUGCAGCAAAUACGUCUGUAGGGGCAGUAAUGCGUCCACACGAUAUAUCGUUUGUUCACGUUACGUCUAAAUCAAUAUUUGCCCAAACGGCCUUCCAUAUAAUUGGGACAAAGCCCAUGCAUUCUCUGUUCUUGUGUUCUUGAGUUUUGGAACCGGACUUUGACGGCUAUUGAUGACGUAGAGCGAGGACACGAGAGCCCUGAAGAACGCAUAUUAAGAAACGGCAAUACUUCCGGUCGCUGCUUUUACUCCUCCCCUUACUGCACCCGCCUACUCUCGCCUUCUUCUCAAGCCAAAUUAAAAACACCUAUACUAUACUAGUUCGAAAUCUUCCAUUAAUUGGGAGACGCCCUGCAGAGACCCCAUAAAUUACCACCUCGGUGCGCAUGCGUCUUUCCUGCUUCGUUUACGAAGUGUCUUUCUUUCUGCCAUGGCCAGGACAGAUAGUUUAAGGAUAGGGACUAUUGUUCUGUUAUGUAUUUAUGUUACAUGUGCCAUCCGUAACUUAAAAGAGGGACCUAUGAUAGGACCAGAUUCUAGAGAGUACAAAACUGCGCCUUUGCCGAGAGAUGUCCAUAAAGACGUGGCCACGAGCAAAGAUGCACCUGUGCAGGUAAUUUGCACUGAGCGGACCAUGAUUGUGAUCAUUCGUGCUGAUCUUCACUCGACCGGGCGUCGGAUCACUGCCAACGAACUGCAGCUCGGCCGCUCAACCAAAAGCUGCAAAGUGUCUCCGUACAGUGAUACUGAAUAUGUGAUUGAAGCUGAUUUGCAUCAGUGUGGCUCUGAGCUAUGGAUUGAUGGAGAUCAUCUGGUAUAUUCAAAUCAACUGAUCUACACACCGGAGCAGAACCGUUAUGGUAUUGCCCGGACAAGUGAAGCUGCAAUUCCUGUUGAAUGUCACUACAAAAGGACUCACUUUGUAAGCAGUAUUCACGUGAGACCAUCCGAGGGGCCAUUGACUACAAAAUCAACUCUGGAAGGGAUCCGUUUUUCCUUUGAGCUUAUGAAGGAUGAUUGGAGGAGUAAAACGUCUUCAAGAGUCUACCACCUUGGUGAAAUUAUGAAUAUCCAGGCUUCUUUUGAGACUGCAGAGCCUGCUCCAUUCAGAUUGAUAAUGGACAGUUGUGUGGCAACCCUGAAACCUGAUUCUGCAUCAGUGCCCCGCUAUGUGUUCGUUCAGAAUCAUGGAUGUCUUGUUGGCUCAAAAUCGGCAGGCUCCAGUGCCCGAUUCAUGCCACGAAAACAAAACAACGUUCUUCAGAUGCAGAUGGAUGCUUUCCGUUUCAAUGAAGACCGUAGAAACUCUAUCUAUAUCACAUGCAAUCUGAAGGUUGUUGAUCUGACUGUGAAUGAUGUGAACAAGGCCUGUACCUACUCUGGACACAGGUGGUCGAGUGUGGAUGGUAAGGAUGAGGUUUGUAAAUGCUGUGAGACUGUUUGUCAUCUCAACGAGAAACCACUCACCAAGUGGAGUAGAGGAAGUAGACUGCCGAAUGGGUCUGUCAGUGGAGAUUCAACAAAGUCCAAAACAAUGACGCUUGGUCCUAUUAAAGUUCUUGGCUGAUUAUUUAAUCAUGAAAAAUAAAAAAAAUCAGAUAUUAUAUGGUUUCAUUGUGAUUUAAUAGUUUCGCUGUGGAUCUGCACAAGUGGUUAGCAACACAAUAAAGAUAAUGCACAAGCAUAUAUAUUGAAAAUAUUUUAAUGCCGUUUUAAUAACUGUAAGGGUAUGUACUUAAAUAUGCUCUUAUUAAUUUGUCCCUGUUUAAAGUGAUGGUUCACCCCAAAAAAUCUGUCAUUUCAAACUUUUAUGGCUUUCUUUCUACCGCAGAACACCAAAGAUAUUUUGAAGAAAGUCGGUAACCGAACCGCACAGGCCCCUAUUCACUUCUAUUGUAUGAACACUAAACCAGUGCAAGUGAAUGGGGGUAAUUGCCAGUUAACAAUAUUCCUCAAAACAUGUUCUGUGGAAGAAAGUCAUACAGGUUUGAUAUAAGAGGGUGAUUAAAUGAAAUAAAUUUUAUUUUGGGGGAACGAUCACUUCGUUGUUGCAACACUUGUUCCACUUCUAAGUCCCUCUAGACGGGGGUA